Messenger RNA from Nyctereutes procyonoides (raccoon dog), 3530 nucleotides. RefSeq names its product zinc finger protein 461 (gene ZNF461). NCBI's taxonomy places the organism in Eukaryota, Metazoa, Chordata, Mammalia, Carnivora, Canidae. Bases 1510 to 3087 code for a protein of 525 amino acids. The transcript has 6 exons. The record is from RefSeq and is a predicted model, not a curated record. Gene Ontology annotation, biological process: negative regulation of transcription by RNA polymerase II. Gene Ontology annotation, molecular function: DNA-binding transcription repressor activity, RNA polymerase II-specific; RNA polymerase II cis-regulatory region sequence-specific DNA binding.
AGUCACUUAUAUAGUUACUAUAUUCAGAUCGCAACCAAAUACAUUAUCUUCCAAAAUCCAGAUUUUAAGUUGCAUUCAAACACACAAAAACAAAUUUACCAGAUCUCACGUGAUCUCCCAAUCGUACUCAUUUAAAACCGACACGUUAUCAACCUUAGAGUCACAAUGUUUAAUCACCUGCCCUUGCACUAUCAUACAAUUCAUUUAGAGAUGAGUACAAUCACAAACCACUUUCCCAUACUUGUACAUUUCACUCAACACCUUUGACAAUACCAAGUGCAACCAACGCAUACAUGUGACCAAGUAUCAGACCCAGAAACACAACCACUUGUUCUCACCGAUACAUUUCUUCACAUGGCACUUUGAGAUAGGGUUUCUGGACUUAAGCAAGGUUAAAAAAAUCUUUAGAUUUGCCCCUUCUAGCAGAUAAUCUGUACUGGCUUCCACCCUCUCAGUCAACUCUGGUUUCUCACACACAGAGCUCACAGUGUCGCUUCAUGCCUCUCCCACGCAUAAGUGUAAGGAUCAAGGUCAGCUCUGCCUGGCCCAGGGAUCGGUUUCAUCCAUCAGGGUUCACACAGACAAACACACACACAUCCCGGUCUCAGGGAGACCAACCUCCUCCCUUCUUGCGACAGACACCCACCGCAGCCAACUGCUCCUACUAGUCAUAGGUGGACCCAACACGGCCUCCCACAGAACGUUACAAGUUUACUGCCCGUAGAGUCGCGCCGCCCAUAGGCACGUGUAAUCAAUCACACAGUCCCCUCACUCCUAAACCACGUUAGAUCACAGCACUCCACAAUCCCUGCACGUGGCCGAGUUCACCGCGUGAACCCACACGGGUAUACAGCACAACCACUAUUUCCAACGGUCUCAAAAACGUUUCACUAACCAAUAUCCUCACUCCGGCACCCUGAGACUCCUCACCCUCUUCGGACUCAUAAAACACAUCUCGCACCGCCACCUUACAGACGAAGGCCGGAUUCCCCCGCAUCAGACAACAAUUCUCUCAAACCACAGCACGUGCGCGUCCACCUUGAAGGGGGUAGGGACAGCCACAGUGCCAGGCUCGAAAUCCUCCCUCAGAGGAAUCCGAGGUCCCAAAUUCAGACCCAAAAUUCGGCACCAAGCCUUGGAAACGAAGAGGUUGUAGCGUCACUCCAGGACUGCGUGAAACUGAGCAGGUGCAUCCCGAAACCUGGCGGAAGGUUUACCUCUUUCAGCGCCUGGGCUCUUUCCUUUCGGACUACGUUUCCCAGAGGACACAGCGGUGCAAAGCUACUUCCGGUAGGAACGUCUGCGGAAUGGUCGGCGGCUGAGGCAGGUGAGGACUUUACCCGACCAGCAGGGCGUGCGAGGCUAGGCGCGCGGCCUCGCCUGGAAUGCGAAUCCGAGUUUGGACCAGCGCCCUUCCCGAGGAUGCUGAAGCAACAUUUUCUUUGGACUGUGAAUUUCUUCUAAAGUGAAACUAAGAAGAGGACUAAUACAUUGAAUUCUUAAAAAGCCAUGGCCAAUGGGUUGGUGAUGUUCAAAGAUGUGGCUAUAGAUGUCUCUCAGGAAGAAUGGGAAUGCUUGAACCCUACGCAGAGGAAUUUGUACAAAGAUGUGAUGCUGGAGAACUAUAGCAACUUGGUUUCACUGGGACUUUCUAUAUCUAAGCCGGCUGUGAUCUCUUCAUUAGAGCAAGGGAAGGAGCCCUGGAUGGUUGAGAGGGAAGUGACAGGAGGAUGGUGCACAGACUUGGUGUCCAGGUAUGAGGCCAAGAAGUUAUCUCCAAAAAGAGACAUUUAUGAGACAGAACCAUCCCGAUGGACUAUCAUGGAACAAUUUAAAAGUCAUAAUCCUGAGAAGUCCAUUUUCAGAGAUAUCUGGGAACGCAGUAGUCAGUUUGAGACACAACAGGAACAGGAGGACUAUUUCAGGCAGUUUGUUAUCAACCACAAACACUUGCCUAUAUUUAACCAAAAUACUUUACUCACUCAGGAAUUUUAUAAUAGAGAAAAAAUCUUUGAAUGUAAAGAAUGUAGGAAAAACUUCAGUUACCAUUUAUUUUUUAGUCAUCACAAAAGAACUCAUUCUAAAGAAAAAUGUUCUGAAUGUAAGGAAUGUGCAGAAACUGUUAAUACAUCGUAUCUUACUAAACAGAAAACUCAAGAUAGUAGCAAGUGCAGUGAAUAUAAGGAAUGUUGGAGGGCUUUUAUUCAUUGUUCACAACUUAAACAACACCUGAGAAUCCACAAUGGUGAAAAACGCUAUGAAUGUAAAGAAUGUGGAAAGGCCUUUAAUUAUGGCUCAGAACUUAUUCUGCAUCAGAGAAUUCACACUGGUGAAAAACCCUAUGAAUGUAAGGAAUGUGGGAAGGCCUUUAGGCAGCGAUCACAGCUUACUCAACAUCAGAGACUUCAUACUGGUGAAAAACCUUACGAAUGUAAGCAGUGUGGGAAGGCUUUUAUUCGUGGCUUUCAGCUUACUGAACAUCAACGACUUCAUACAGGUGAGAAACCCUAUGAAUGUAAAGAAUGUGGAAAGACUUUCAGGCAUCGCUCACACCUUACUAUACAUCAGAGAAUUCAUACUGGUGAGAAACCCUAUGAAUGUAGAGAAUGUGGAAAGACUUUUAGCUAUCACUCAAGCUUCUCUCACCAUCAGAAAAUUCAUUCUGGCAAAAAACCUUAUGAAUGUAGUGAAUGUGGAAAGGCCUUUUGUGAUGGCUUACAACUUACUCUACAUCGGAGGAUUCAUACUGGUGAGAAACCCUAUGAGUGCAAGGAAUGUGGGAAGACGUUUAGACAGUGCUCACACCUCAAAAGACAUCAGAGAAUUCACACUGAGACAGAGAGAGAGAGAGAGGCAGAGACACAGGCAGAGGGAGAAGCAGGCUCCAUGCAGGGAGCCCGACGUGGGACUCGAUCCCAGGUCUCCAGGAUCACACCCCAGGCUGCAGGCGGCACUAAACCGCUGCGCCACAGGGACUGCCCUAUUUCAGUAAUUCUUGAAAAAAAAAAAAAACCUUCAAGCAGGAAAAUGGAAAAGUAUUUAACAGGUAAAAAACUGAAAUUGCUCUGGUUUCAGUGCAGUUUCUGAAUUAUAAUAACCAGUAUUGAAAAUAAAUUUUAUGAAAGUGUUUUUAAUGAAACCAGUAAAACAUGGCAGAAAUAAAAUGAAAACAAUUUCUUCCCCUCACACAAAUCCUUGAGAUCGCCAAUAUGUGUGUGUUGCUCCUUCCUGCUCAAACAUACCUGCAAAUAUGAAGUGUUUAUUGUAUAUGUGUGGAAGGUCAUACCACCUGUAGUGGCAUAGCAAUUUUUUUUUGCAUUUGAAUAAUUGUGGACAUUUUCCCAGGUGACUAUAUAUGGAUCUAAUUCAUUAUUUUUAAAGCUUCAGAAUAUUUCUAGCUCACUGUUUUUAAAGCUUUAGGAUUUUCUAAUAUGGGAUAUAUGUCUGUAUUUUAAGCCAUUCCCUACUGUAGAUAUUCAGUCAUUUCUAUUUUUCAUCACAAAUGAUCAUAUAAUAAACAUUCUACCUUG